AUGAUGAACACUACCACGUGUGUAGAGAUAUCCCAGCAUGAUGGGAAGAUGGAUUUCAAUACCUGGAAGAAAAAAAUGAAGGCACUUUUAUCCCACAACAAGGUGGGAAUAGCACUGGAGAAAGAUGAAACCAAGUGGCCAGAAGAAAAGACGAAAAAGAAAGCAGAGAUAGAUGAAGAAGCAUACAAUCUGAUACUGAUGAAUUUAUCAGAUAGUGUUCUGCGGAAAGUGGAUGGUCUUGACACACCAACAGAGCUCUUGGGUAAACUUCAAACUCUGUAUGCAUUGAAAUCUGCUCCUAAUUUAGCAUUCUUGAAAGAUGCUCUGUUUUCUUAUAGAAUGGAUGCCUCUAAGUCAUUAGAAGAAAAUUUAGAUGAAUUUCUAAAAAUGACAAUAGUGCUAAAAGGAACUGAUCAGGAAUUAGGAGAUUCCAAUCUUGCAAUGAUUUUGUUAAAUUCUCUUCCUGAUGAAUAUUUAGUAGUAAAGAAUGCAUUACAGUACACUGGCACAGUCCCUGCGUUGUGA
Pistacia vera is the source of this 525-nucleotide messenger RNA. RefSeq lists its product as uncharacterized. The transcript has a single exon. NCBI's taxonomy places the organism in Eukaryota, Viridiplantae, Streptophyta, Magnoliopsida, Sapindales, Anacardiaceae. The coding region runs from base 1 to 525 and encodes 174 amino acids. The record is from RefSeq and is a predicted model, not a curated record.